Lactuca sativa (garden lettuce) is the source of this 2280-nucleotide messenger RNA. Its product is annotated as zinc finger BED domain-containing protein RICESLEEPER 2. Gene Ontology annotation, molecular function: DNA binding; protein dimerization activity. The record is from RefSeq and is a predicted model, not a curated record. Lineage: Eukaryota; Viridiplantae; Streptophyta; Magnoliopsida; Asterales; Asteraceae.
AUGGCAUUGUUAAAGACACUAUGCUCAAUUGAUUGUAUUAAAGGGUUCCAAUUCAGCAAUUCUCCCUUAAAUCACACAACUUAUCAGUUUUUUUUCCUGUUCUUACUGAUUGUAUGGGAUAUAGCUAUUGAUUGGGAUAUAGCUACUGAUUAUACACUUUUUUGUUAUUGUGUGUUGUGUUUAAUAGGAUUUGGCUAUUGGUUAAAUUUUGAUAUGAAGAGGCCAAAACUCGACACAGCUUCUGCACCUGUAGCUCCACAGGAUGUUGAACUUGAAGAAUCUGAUGACAUUGAUGUAGUGGAGAUAGAUGUUAAAAUAGAAGGUGAAGAAGAGGAUGUAAAAAUGGAAAGAGAAAGGUGGUCUGAGGUUUGGAAGUUUUUUACUAGACUUCCAAUUAGUAAAGAUGGCAGGGAAAGGGCGGAAUGUAAUCAGUGCAAAAAAAGAUACAUCUGUGAAACUAGGACUGGGACGGGUAGCAUGCGAAAACACAUCACAAAGUGUCCUAAAAGGGACAAAACAGACAUAUCACAGUUUAUUUUUUCAAAGCCAGGUGGUUCUUUUUCAAUAAACUCUACUGGUUUUAAACCUGAAAGAUUUCGUGAACUUCUUAGUGAAGCUAUUGUCAAGCAUGACCUUCCCUUUAAAUUUGUAGAGUACGAGGGAAUUAGAGAAAUCUUUCAGUACUUGAAUGAAAAAGUUAUCACCAUUACUAGAAACACUGCUAAAGAUGAUGUGUUGAAUUUGUUUAAAAGAGAAAAGUUGAAACUUAAGAAUCUGUUUGAGUUACUUCCUGGUAGGAUUUCAUUAACUGCUGAUUUGUGGUCUUCAAUUAAUACAGAUGGUUUUUUAUGUGUUACAUCUCACUUCAUUGACAUGGAGUGGAAGUUGCAAAAGAGAGUUUUAAGUUUUCAAUAUAUGCCACCUCCACACAAUGGCAUAUGCUUAACGGAAACAAUAUCUAGUAUAUUGUCCGAUUGGGGGAUUGAUAAAAAGUUGUUUACAAUAACGUUAGAUAAUGCUUCCAGUAAUGAUACUUUUGUCAAUCUCCUAAAAGGUCAAUUAUGCAAUGAAGGUGCACUUCGUAGUGAUGGAGAUUAUUUUCAUGUUCGAUGUUGUGCUCAUGUGUUGAAUUUAGUAGUUCAAGAUGGAUUGAAGGCUAUUGAUGAAGGCAUUGUCAAAGUGAGAGAAUCAAUUAAGUACGUGAAGGGUUCCCAAGUACGAAAAACUAACUUUAUGAAUGCUGUGAAGCAAGUCAAUUUGAUUCCAAAAAAAGGCUUGCGACAAGAUGUUCCCACUAGAUGGAAUGCUACAUUUCUUAUGAUCGAAAGUGCUAUUUUUUAUCGUCGUGCUUUUUUCCGAUUAGCACUAAUGGAUUCUAAUUAUUUGGAUUGUCCAAGUAAUGAGGAAUGGGGUAAAUUGGAAAAGAUUUUCAGAUUCUUGGAAGUAUUUUAUGAAGUUACAUGCAUUUUUUCUGGAAAUAAAUAUUGCACAUCAAACUUAUAUUUUCCUUCAGUUUCGACGGUUGAAAGAACUUUGAGAGAAGAAAUAAAAAGUUCGGAUAAGUUUAUGAAGAAUAUGGCUGGCCAAAUGUAUGCAAAGUUCUCAAAAUAUUGGUCUGAGUAUAGUCCUAUUUUGGCGAUGGUUGCGGUGUUGGAUCCACGAUAUAAGAUGCAAUAUGUUGAGUUUACUUACAAAAAACUCUAUGGAAGUAAUUUUCGUGAGCAUAGUGAUAGUGUUCGGGAGAAGUUACAUGAUCUCUUUAGUGAAUAUGUUACUAGAUUGCCUUACAAAACAUCAACUAUAUCAACAAGUGAUUCAUGCAAGAGUGUCAACAAAAAGAAUGACACAAUGCUUAGCAAAAGCACAAGAGAAAUGCUACAGGAGUUUACAGUUUAUGAAACUAAGGAGUUCGCUUUGUCUCAAAAAUCACAAUUGGAGAUAUACCUAGAUGAGCCAAGAAGUGAUAUUACAGAAGAUAUAAAUGUUCUUUCAUUUUGGAAAGCUCAUCAAUAUCGUUAUCCAGAACUCGCUUCCAUGGCUCGGGAUAUUCUAAGCAUCCCUGUUUCCACUGUAGCAUCUGAGUCAGCUUUUAGUAAUGGUGGUCGUGUUCUUGAUAAAUUUCGAAGUUCGUUGGCACAUAAAAAUGUUGAAGCUAUAAUUUGUGCAAAAGAUUGGUUGUUUGGGAUUUCAGGUGAUGAAGAGUUGUGUUUACAAGAUCUUACAGAAGAUAUUAUGGAAUUGGAUAGCAAGGGAAGUGAUACAAAUGAAGCGAUGGAAUGA